CGCAGUACGGGGGAAAAUUCCUGGGAAGAAGGGAAAAGCUUGAAAUGCUAACUAAGAAGUUUGGAGCUGCUGUUGAUGUUUUCGCAGGCAUAUUUCCCAUGCCUUUUAGUCUCUUUAAAACUGUCAGCAUAGCUGGUCGGCUUCCAAAGUUCAAGAGCUCGGCCAUAACUUUAAAUAGACGAGACUCAAAUGACACCCAAAUGGAAUUUGGUGCGGCCGAAACCACGACGACUGGGUGGAAAACAAGAAACGGGCAUCAUUAAAAUACUGUUACCGGCCCCUGGUCUUUGGACUCUGGACUUUGGGCAAUGCCAGGGCUCGACCCCGAAAACUCUUCUGUGUCGACAGAGG
Drosophila yakuba is the source of this 351-nucleotide messenger RNA. RefSeq lists its product as uncharacterized. The record is from RefSeq and is a predicted model, not a curated record. Lineage: Eukaryota; Metazoa; Arthropoda; Insecta; Diptera; Drosophilidae.